AUGCCCUACUCCUUCAAAGAUGAGGUCAAACCGAACAGCAGAUUGUUUUCUCAACCCAAUGCUGAUCACUGGCAGUUUAUCUGCAGUUUGUCAGAAGACCAAGGAAAGGACUCUCAGUCUGAGAUGAGUCUCUCACAGAAACAGAGUGUAAGAUCAGGCUCACAUGUGUCCAGAUCUGUGUCUGUGAAGACUGACCGGUCAAAGGGUGAUGUACCAAACUUCAGGGAAGAAACAGCAUCACAACCCAAACGCAGCAGACUUCAAAAUCAAACCUUAGUUCCAGAUUUCCAGACUAACAGAAACCAAAAGGACUUUACAAACAGUUUCCUGCAGAUCUUCCAGGAUCUAGAGAGCAAAAUAUUCACAUUUCUGAAGGAAGAACUAGACAAGUUUAAGAAAAUAUUGCAAAAAGAGGACUUGCAAUACUUUGUAAAGGAUUUUAAUGAGAAAAAAUGCAGUAUCAAAGAAGCAGCUCUUGAUCUCACACUCUACUUCCUGAGAGAGAUGAAGCAAGAUGAAGCUGCUGAUACUUUAGAAGAUGUGCUGGUCUUCAUUCAUCAGCUAAAGUGUAGUCUAAAGAAGAAGUAUCAAUGUGUGUUUGAAGGAAUUGCAAAACAAGGAGAUGCUUCACUUCUGAAUAACAUCUACACAGAUCUCUAUAUCACUCAGGGUUGUAGUGAACAGGUCAAUACUGAACAUGAGGUAAGACAGAUUGAAGUUGCUUCGAGGCGUCAUGAAUCACAAGAAAUACAGGUUGAAUGCAAAAAUUUGUUUGAAGCACCUGAACAAGACAAGCAGAUCAAAACUGUACUGACAAAAGGAGUUGCUGGCAUCGGAAAAUCAGUCUCUGUACAAAAGUUUGUUCUGGAUUGGGCUGAAGGAAAAGAAAAUCAAGAUAUCAGCUUCAUAUUUCCUCUUCCAUUUAGAGAAAUGAACUUAAAGGAGCAAGAAAAACUAAGUUUGAUGGACCUUAUAAAUCAGUUUUUUCCAGAGACAAAAAGACUAAACCUUGAAAGGAGGAAUAAUUUUAAAAUUCUGUUCAUACUUGAUGGUUUGGAUGAAUGUCGUCUUCCUUUGAAAUUUUAUGGUAAUGAGAAGUGGUCUGAUGUUUCAUCACCAGCCUCUCUGGAUGUUCUUCUAACAAACCUCAUCAAGGGAAAUCUGCUUCCUUCUGCUCUCAUCUGGAUCACCACCAGACCAGCAGCUGCCAGUAAGAUUCCUCCUGAUUGUAUCGACCGUCUGACAGAGGUACGAGGAUUCAAUGAUGCACAAAAGGAGGAGUACUUCAGAAAAAGAAUCACGGAUGAGAAUCUGGCCAAAGAAAUCAUUGAUCAUGUUAAACAAUCAAAGAGUCUCUUUAUUAUGUGCCACAUCCCAGUCUUCUGCUGGAUUUCAGCCACUGUUCUCCAGAACAUUUUAGAGGCAAAAAGAAAUAAUGUUGUAAAAAAUAAUCAGGCUGAUGACGCCUCCAAAACACUGCAGGAGUCAAAUACUGAAGACACUCCUAAGACUCUGACACAGAUGUACACACACUUUCUUUGCUUUCAGAUCAUGCAGAGCAGACGAAAGUAUGAUGGAGAAUACAGACCAGAUGUUUCCUGGGAUAAAGACGCAAUGCUUUCACUGGGGAAACUGGCAUUUCAUCAACUGGAAAGAAACAAUGUGAUCUUCUAUGAAUCAGACCUGGAAGCCUGUGGUAUUGAUGUCAAUAAGGCAUCAGUGUAUUCAGGCAUGUGUACCCAGAUCUUUAAGGAGGAAACAGGGAUUGUUCUUGGUACCAUGUACUGCUUUGUUCACUUGAGCAUUCAAGAGUUUAUUGCAGCCCUUUAUGCACAUCUGUUUCUAGACAUAAAGAAGAGAAGUAUAUUUGUUCAUGAGUCUACAGAACAGGAAAACAAAAGUGAAACCAUGAUUGAUUUGCUCAAGACUGCAGUGGACAAAGCACUAGAGAGUGAUAAUGGACACCUGGACCUUUUUCUUCGAUUCCUCCUUGGUUUGUCACUCCAGUCCAAUCAGCGACUCUUACAGGGUCUGUUGACACAGCAGGAUGGAAAUGACCAGAGCAAAAAGGAAAUAGUUCAGUACAUCAAGCAGAAAUUUGAAACUAAUCUGUCUCCAGAGAGAUCCAUCAAUCUCUUCUACUGUCUGAAUGAACUGAAUGAUCAAACUUUGGUGAAAGACAUUCAGACCCACCUUAGCAAAGGAAGUCUCUCAUCUGCUGAUCUUUCACCUGCCCAGUGGUCUGCUUUGGCCUUUGUGUUGUUGACAUGAGAGGAGCUGGAGGAGUUUGAGCUUCAAAAAUUUCAGAAAUCAGACGAGUGUCUCAUUAGAUUAUUGGCAGUCAUCAAAACCUCCAAAAGAGCUCUGCUAAAUGAUUGUGGCUUAACAGACAAAAGCUGUUCAGCUCUGGCUACAGUUCUUGGAUCAGAUACCAGUCUGAAAGAGCUGAACAUGAGCAAUAAUAAUCUACAGGAUUCAGGAAUGAAGCUACUCUGUGCUGGACUGGAAAAUAUGAAGUGUCAUUUGGAGAUACUGAGACUUUCAGACUGCAGUAUCACUGAAGAAGGUUAUAAAGCUCUGGCUUCAGCUCUGAGAUCAAACCCUUCACACCUGAUAGAGCUGGAUCUCACAGGAAAUGAUCCUGGACAAUCAGGAGUGAAGGAGCUCAGUGAUUUACUACAGGAUCCAAACUGUCAACUCAAGACACUGAGUCUGUGUGAUUGCAGUAUUACAGAGGAACAGUGUCUCAUCCUGACUUCAGCUCUGAAAUCAAACCCAUCACACCUGAGAGAACUGAACCUGAGUGAGAAUGAACUAGGAGACUCUGGAGUGAAAAACCUCAGUGAUCUACUGAUGAACACACAAUUCAAGCUGGAGAAACUAGAUCUGUAUGAUUGCAGAAUUACAGAGAAACAGUGUCUCAUCCUGACUUCAGCUCUGAAAUCAAACCCAUCACACCUGAGAGAACUGAACCUGAGCAGGAAUGAACUAGGAGACUCUGGAGUGAAAAACCUCAGUGAUCUACUGAUGAACACACAAUUCAAGCUGGAGAAACUAGAGUUAAGCAACUGUGAAAUGACAGAUGAAGGUUGUUCUGCUGUGACUUCAGCUCUGAAAUCAAACCCAUCACACCUGAGAGAACUGAACCUGAGCUGGAAUGAACUAGGAGACUCUGGAGUGAAAAACCUCAGUGAUCUACUGAUGAACACACAAUUCAAGCUGGAGAAACUAGAUCUGUGUGAUUGCAGUAUUACAGAGAAACAGUGUCUCAUCCUGACUUCAGCUCUGAAAUCAAACCCGUCACACCUGAGAGAACUGAACCUGAGUGAGAAUCAAAUAAAAAACACAGGAGUGAAUCACUUAUGUGACAUACUGAAGGAUUCACACUGUAAACUGGAGAGACUGAGGUCAGUAACAUUCACAUACAAGAAUCAAAAUGAUUAA
Messenger RNA from Labeo rohita (rohu), 3444 nucleotides. RefSeq names its product protein NLRC3-like. The record is from RefSeq and is a predicted model, not a curated record. Lineage: Eukaryota; Metazoa; Chordata; Actinopteri; Cypriniformes; Cyprinidae. Gene Ontology annotation, molecular function: protein binding.